UUGCGUAUGCGUAAAAAUCAAAAUCAUUCAAAACGUGAAUUCGAUGUGUAUUCUUGCUAUUUGUAAUAGGAUUUAGGUGUUAUUGGAUAUAACGUAUUAGUUCAAACUCUUCAGAAUGGCUGAAGAUCUUGACGUGGAGGCUAUGCUAGAAGCUCCUUAUAAUAAAUCGGAUAACAAUUCCUCAUCAAAGCAUCGGGACAAGUACUCUGAUAAGCACAAAGAUAAGGACCGGGAGAGCAGUCGAAGGCGCAGCAGAUCAAGAGAUAGAAGAAGAUCCCGCGACAAGGACUCUCGACGUUCAAAAGACAGGGAAGACAAGAGAGAUAAGGAUCGUGAAAGGGACCGCAGUGGGCGUAAAGAUCGUGACAGAGAGCGCGAUAAAGAUCGUGAUAAAGAUCGCAAUCACAAAGACAAGGAGCGAGACAGAGAUAGGGAUCGCGACCGUGAACGCGAACGCGACCGAGAGAAGCGCCGCAGCAGCAAAGACAGAGAGCGCAGUCGAGACCGAGAUCGGGGUCGCAGCCGUGAGAAAUCACACAAGAAAGAAAAAUCUGUAGAGAAAGAAAAAGAUGUACGAGAAUACAGAUCUAAAUCUAGAGGUACAGAGCCAAAACUUGAAGAAUUGCCGCCGGAAGAAAGAGAUUUACGCACUGUAUUUUGUAUGCAACUAUCUCAAAGAAUCAGAGCUAAAGACUUAGAGGAAUUCUUCUCCUCUGUUGGUAAAGUAAGAGAUGUGAGACUCAUUACAUGUAACAAAACUAGAAGAUUUAAAGGGAUUGCUUAUAUCGAAUUUAGAGAUGCUGAAUCUGUGCCAUUGGCUCUUGGAUUAACAGGACAAAAGCUGCUUGGCGUUCCCAUUAUAGUUCAACAUACUCAAGCUGAAAAAAAUAGAGUAGGCAACACUCUGCCUAACUUAGCACCAAAGACAAGUAAUGGGCCAACCAGGCUUUAUGUUGGAUCAUUGCACUUUAACAUCACAGAAGACAUGUUGAAAGGCAUAUUUGAACCUUUUGGGAAAAUAGAUCAUAUCCAACUCAUGACUGACCCUGAAAGUGGCAAAAGCAAAGGAUACGGCUUUUUGACGUUCCAUCAUGCUGCAGAUGCGAAAAAGGCUAUGGAGCAGUUAAAUGGGUUCGAGUUAGCGGGAAGGCCCAUGAAAGUAGGAAACGUGACCGAACGCACUGACGGAGGCUCAAGUACGCGGUUUGAUGCCGAUGAGCUGGACAGAGCUGGAGUUGAUUUGGGCGCUACAGGUCGUUUGCAACUCAUGUUUAAAUUGGCAGAAGGAACCGGAUUGCAGAUUCCACCAGCCGCAGCGUCAGUCCUCAUGGGCAGUGGUUCGGCGCUAGUGGCCCCACAACCCCAGGUGGCGCCUCCCAUUGCCACCCAAUGUUUCAUGCUCAACAACAUGUUUGACCCUUCCGGCGAAAGCAACCCUAACUGGGACAUCGAAAUCAGGGACGACGUAAUCAGCGAGUGCAACAAGCAUGGCGGCGUGCUCCACGUGUACGUCGACAAGGCCUCGCCACAGGGCAACGUGUACUGCAAGUGCCCCACCAUCGCCACGGCGGUGGCGUCGGUGAACACGCUGCACGGCCGCUGGUUCGCGGGCCGCGUCAUCACGGCCGCCUACGUGCCGCUCGUCAACUAUCAUUCUCUUUUCCCCGACGCUAUGACUGCGCUCACGCUGUUGCUGCCGAGUCGAGCGCGAUAAGCGUUUACUAGUGGACGACCUAGAGUAUUUGCUACUUUGUUAUUAUUAUGGUGACAACGUUAUUAUAGUUAAUAAAGUGUACAAGUAUGGA
Molecule: messenger RNA, 1805 nt
Organism: Cydia amplana
Lineage: Eukaryota; Metazoa; Arthropoda; Insecta; Lepidoptera; Tortricidae
Gene: Caper
Product: RNA-binding protein 39
Exons: 8
Coding region: 116-1714 (532 amino acids)
Biological process (GO): mRNA processing
Cellular component (GO): nucleus
Molecular function (GO): U1 snRNP binding; RNA binding
Source: RefSeq, a predicted model, not a curated record